GUUUCUUCCCGUUUAUUGUUUUUGUUUCCUGUUUUUACUGAUGUUUUUAUGAUAUUUCCAUAGUUUAUUUUGUAUAUUUGUUGUUAAACUUAGAUAAAAUAUGAUAUCAUAAUUAGCAGAGUGUGUGGACUAAUAAUUAUGUCAUUGUGUGAUUAAGGUUUGGUCAAUUGCCAUAAUUUGUGAUUGUAAAGAGAAGCAAAAUGGCGGCCAAUGAAGUGGAAGUGGAUGGUGGAGGGGGAAGUGAUACAGGGUGGUUGGUGGAUAUGUUGGCUGAAACUCAGCUGGAACAGUUCUAUGCCAGGCUAAGGGAUGAUCUACAGGUGACGCGGCUAUCACACUUUGACUAUGUGCAAGCGGAUGACCUGGAGCGUAUAGGCAUGGGCCGCCCUGGAGCAAGGCGGUUGCUGGACGCUGUCAAGAAGAAGAAAGCCCAACAGUGGAAGAAGAGCCUCAUCACUAGACUAAAUCCGCUAAACGCCAGUAAACAAUUGAACGGAACGGGAACGAUGGGUAAAAAAACGGGGCAACAGUUGCAGAGUUCCUCCUCGUCUUCUGACGUCAUAGGGCUCAGUCUCACCUGUCUCAUACAGGAGAAGGAUGUCAGUUUGUCGAAUAAGCUGGGUGACGGUCUGUUUGGCGUGGUGAGGCGUGGAGAGUGGACCACUCCCAGUGGCCGAACGGUGGCCUGCGCAGUCAAAGUCCUGAAGGCGGACGCGUUGAGUCAGCCGUCAGUUUUCGCCGAUUUUGCAAAAGAAGUGCAAUCCAUGCAUCAGCUCGACCAUCCCAACCUCAUCAGACUGUACGGUGUGGUGCUGACCCAGCCUCUGAUGAUGGUGACAGAACUCGCUCCGCUCGGUUCGCUGCUCGACUACCUACGCAAGCAGUUUGGGAGUGUGCUGGUGACUGUGUUAUGGGACUAUGCACUGCAGGUGGCGACUGGCAUGGCUUAUCUCCAACAGAAGCGAUUCGUUCAUCGCGACCUCGCUUGUCGUAAUGUCCUAUUAACCGCACAGGACAAGGUGAAAAUCGGUGAUUUUGGUUUGAUGCGAGCCGUACCACAAGAGGAGAACUGCUAUGUGAUGACAGAGCACAGUAAGGUGCCCUUCCCUUGGUGUGCGCCCGAGUCACUGAAAGCCAAGCAGUUCAGUCAUGCCUCCGAUGUCUGGAUGUUCGGCGUGACAGUGUGGGAGAUGCUUCAGUUCGGCCAGGACCCUUGGAUGGGUUUGAACGGCACCCAAAUAUUGCGAAAAAUAGACAGAGAAGGAGAGAGACUGCCCAGACCUGACACGUGUCCCCCUCGGCUCUACGACAUGCUACUCCAGUGUUGGAGCAAAAACCCAGCCGACCGGCCCACAUUCGACGCGCUAAGAGAGUUCUUCCUCCGUCACCCGCCGCCCGUGAUGCAGGCCUGUAAGGAGGUGGUGGAGCCGGGGGGCGGCAGCGGUCACCCAUCCAGUGGCAGUCGACUGGAUGUCAACGUGGGUGAUAGCCUGGUGGUGAUAGAUGGAAGUCCCGAGCUGUACUGGUGGGUCGGGCAGAGUUGUCGCACCUAUGAAAUUGGACAGUUCCCAAGAUGUAUGGUGGACCCUUUGCGCCCAAAAGCGGCCGAAGACAUUUCGCGCCCACUGAGCAACUCGUUCAUCCACACCGGCCACGGAGACCCGUACGGCAAGUCGUGGGGGAGUCCGGCCGCCAUAGACGAGGUCUACCUCAACAACCCUAUGUGUCCGCCCGAUCUCAUGACGUCAUCGGUGCAGGUGAAACCGUCAACACUGCCGUCAGAACAACAGUGGAACAGUGCUGCUACGACAGAGAGACAUUUACCUGCCAAGAAAACAGGUAACUACAUACUGCAUCGACACAGCACCGGACGACAGUUCGACUACAAAAAACUGUGCAACGAAAGUGCUGCUGCAACAAGCGCCCAACAAAAGCGCAACAAACGCUCGCAACAAAAUGUCGCACGGCAACAAGUUGCAUCGGCUGAAAAGUGUCGUGUGUUGAGGCCGGCUCCUGGUAGGCCGCAUUCUGUGGUGGGGCUGCCAAGUGCGGCAAAUUCGUCGAAUCUGUCUCAAAGUUUGACAACCGACCUGUUGAUUGACUUGUCGCCGCCCAGUGAGAGUGGCGCGAAUGUUGGUCACAGUGGUGGGGCGAGUGAAGCGAGUCCGCAGCCGUCUGUUUCCAUACUGGACGAGCCGAUUGAUGUGCCUACUUUGGGAGAGGAAGCGUCUAAUAUCACGUGGGACAGUCAGUAUAGCAAUGAGGAUGACUCGUCUUCAGGCUACGCCACUUCCGGCUCGUGUACUGCUUUUAGCGCGGCCGCUUCGUGUACUGCGUUUAGCGCGGCCACUCCACGUAGUUACACCAAUUGUCCGCCAGACGGCAGCACUGUGACGUCAGCCGGACUCUUAACAGACGAUGAUCCCUUUGACACGUCGCGGGUGUUUCAGAAUAAUAGCGUUGAAAGGAGAUACUACUCACAAGUAACCAGUGGCGGAGAUAUGCUGGACCCUUCACCAGUAGCUAAAGCUCUGGAUGCUAAAUUCUUAGCAGAGUUGGAGAAGGAUUUGGGAAAAGCUGAGGCAACAGCUAACACCGAUCGUACGGUCAUCCGUACGGAUAGUACGGUCAAUUACGGAAACAUUCGUACGGAUAGUACAGUCAAUAAUUACGGAAACAUUCGUACGGAUAAUACGGUCAAUUACGGAGCCAACAAUCGUACGGUCGACUAUGGAGCGGCCAUGGCAAACAACAGUCGUACGGAUAACUACGGCAACAUUCGUACGGAUGCUACGGUCAGUUACGGAAACAUUCGUACGGAUAGUACGGCCACUUACGGUGGAUUCACAGAGGAGUUGAACAAAGCUUGCAGUCAGCUGAGUUUGGCUUCAUCGCCCUACAGGAAGCAGAGCAAUAUUCAGAGGCUUCCACCACUGGAGAGCAAGGUACAGAACACAUGGCUAACCACGAAAGACGUCAACUCCACCCAACAACAGAACUCUAACCACGGUAGAAUGACGUCAUCAACACCGCCUCUCCUUCCCCCACCCCCGAGCCAAUCAAAACGCUACAGUAGCACGUCACAGUAUUACAAUAACAUGGCCGACAACAGUAGUACUGUCAGAUCCACCCUCAACAGUACAGUUAAAUCUAACCAUGACAGUAAUUUUAGUACAGACUGUAACAGUACUACGUUUAAUAGUAGAAUAGCUGGGGAGUUUGAUGUUAGUACUAUGAAAUCUAAUAGUAGAUUAGUUGGGGAGAGUGGUAACACAUAUGGUAAUACCAUGAAAUCUUCAACAAAUACUAAAUCACCUGGGGAUAGUGUUAAUAUCUAUGGUAAUACCAUACAAUCUCCCAAUAGUUCAACGUCAGUAGGGGACAGUAUUAAUGCAUAUGGCAAUACCAUGAAAUCUUCACCAAAUACUACAUUACUGGGAGACAUAUCUAGUAAAACGUACAGUAAUUCUACUGUGAACACCCAGAAUACUGCGGAUCCUUUUGGUAGAACAGAUAAAGUUCCCCAAAAUACAUACAAUGCGGUGGCAGGGGAGGACCCCUGCUAUGGUGGUAUGGUAAACACCCCCCAUCACGUCUACAAUAGUCGGGUGAAAUCGGAGUUAUCUUUGCGCAGUAGUAGUAUGUAUAGUGCCGUGGCUGGGGAUGAGGUGAGUAGUGUAUAUGGGGGUUCUAGGACAGGAAAAAAUCCUGAAAAUAAUGUGUAUAGUACGGUAGCUGGGGAUCAGAUUAGUAGUGUACAUGGGGGUUCUAGGACAGGAAAAAAUCCUGAAAAUAAUGUGUAUAGUACGGUAGCUGGGGAUCAGGCUAGUAGUGUAUAUGGAGGUUCUAGGACAGGAAAAAAUCCUGAAAAUAAUGUGUAUAGUACGGUGGAUGGAGAGGAAGACUUUUAUGUUGGUAGUAAGGUAAACUCUAGUAGUGUCAAUACCUAUAGCAUGAUAGCUGGGGAGCAGGUUAGUAGUGUAUAUGGGAGUUCUAGGACAGGAAAAAAUCCUCAAAAUGUUUAUAGCACAGUAGCUGGGGAUGAGGUGAGUAGUGUAUAUGAGGGUUCUAGGACAGGAAAAAAUCUUCAGAAUGUUUAUAGCACGGUAGCUGGGGAUGAGAUGAGUAGUGUAUAUGGGGGUUCUAGGACAGGAAAAAAUCCUCAAAAUGUUUAUAGUACGGUAGCUGGGGAACCGUUAUAUGGUACUAAAGUCUCCCAGAAUAACAGUUACAGUUCAGUGCCUGGAGAACCUUUUUAUGGUAGUAAUAACAGUGCAUCACAUCCUUACGACCCUGUAGAACCCCAAUGGUCUGAGAAAUAUGAUAGUUUUGGGGAAAAAUAUGAUAGUUUUGGGGGGAGCUAUGGUAAGAAUGGAGGGGCAUAUGGCAGUUCUAGUCCAGCUUAUGGAAAUAGUGGGACAGUUUAUGGUAGUUCCAGUGUGGGAUCUAGCUAUGGUAAUUCUGGUAUAGGAACUUCCUAUGGUGACUCAAAUGAGGGAACUAGCUAUGGUAAUUCUAAUGUAGGACCUACCUAUGGUAACUCAAGUGAGAGUGCUACCUCUUAUAGCAAUGCCCCACCUACAGAUGCUGUGUUGAGAGUGUCCAGUGUUGUUAAGGCCACAAACGCAGCUGAGGACGAGUGUUUGGCGGCCUUACAGGAGACGUCUUGGAAUGUGGAUACGGCUGCCAACAAGGUUAAACUGGAUAUGCUGCUGAGGCUAGGAGUUGCUUCUAGACACCAGUGUGAGGCGACCUUGAAGAAAUGUGAUUGGAACGUGGAGGAGGCGGCUUCCCUCCUCUUGGAUUCUGCUGGAGGAGGAGGAGGAGGACCUUCGUCACCGCCCAUCACACACUGCUGAGAGCUCUCUAUUAUCUACCUGUCAUCUAUGUGACUUCAGCUGAGCUCUCCAUUAUCUACCUGUCAUCUAUGUGACUUCAGCUGAGCUCUCCAUUAUCUACCUGACUUCUAUGUGACUUCUUCUUCUCAAAGUGUCUGUAUCUUCUCUUAACUGUUUUUCUGAAUCUCUAACAAAUAAUAUAUGACUGGAAUCAGAGCUGUGUUGAUGGUCUACCAUUUGGGUUGAGUCAAAAUUCUUGGGCGAUGAGUUGCUACAGCUAUUAGUUGAGGCUAAAAGAAAGAUCCAAUCAGUAGUCUACAGAUGGACCCGGGCUAAUAAAUAAUUUUUGAGAUUGAGUAUUUUGUUAACUAAUUGUUGUUUUGUUUUUUCGGAUUGGUUUCUACGGUUUUGCAGCCGUCAAGGCUAGUGGGUUCGGACUCCCCACUAAAAAAAUUAUUUUUUUAUUAUACAGUAUUUCUACAUUGUUGUAAAAAUAUCUGGGAACAGUGCGGAAGUGGUAGAGGUAGCGCUAUCUGCUUUGUCGAAUGAUAGACAAGGAUAGCAACACCAAUGUUAAUCAGGUGCUGACUUUAUAACAUGGAUCUCCAUAUAAUUAUUAUUUAACGAAAAUCCUAAAUAAAUGCUGCAAAUCACCCCGAAGAAUUCUGCUACUGCAGACAUUGACAACAGGGUUAACAGCUAGAUGGAAAUUCGAUGAGAACUACUAUCCAAAAAUUAAUCAAUGCAUUCUCUGUUUAAUUCCAUCUGUAGAUCUCUAUAUACUUUCAUUUCAAACUAUCUGCGUAUUUUUAUCAAAUUUAAUAACUGACCAGCACUUCCCGUUCAAUCAGAAGCUGAGGAAUAAAAGUUAAUAUCACUAUAGAAAUAUUGACGAAUUCUUGAGUGGUGAUUUCCAAUAAAUUUAGUGGAGGAAAAGAAUUCCAUUGUUUCAAGUGGGUGUGAUCACACAUGAAAAUGAAUAGCAUUGGUUCUUAUGGGUGUGUUCAUACAUUGUCAGAAAAUGAAUAGCAUUGGUUUUUAUGGGUGUGUUCACACAUUGACAUAAAAUGAAUAGCAUUGGUUCUUAUGGGUGUGUUCACACAUUGACAUAAAAUGAAUUGCAUUGAUUGUUAUGGGUGUGUUCACACAUUGAUAUAAAAUGAAUAGCAUUGGUUUUUAUGGGUGUGUUCACACAUCAGCAGAAAAUGAAUACCAUUAUUUUUUGUGGUAGUAUUCACACAUGGCAGAUAAAAUCAACCGUUUAAAGCAUAGAUGAACUAAAUGUUAAUGAAGCUCUUUCUUUGAUCUUUCAAGGCCUAUCAAAGCAUUCUCUUCCAGAAAAAAAAACUAUCUAAAUAUAUCCAAACCUUUCUAAAAAUCUAUCCUGUAUAGGUAUUUCCUAUAUAUUACCGGUAUUACCUGUAUUUCCCUAUAGUUUCUUGGUUUUAAUAUCAAAUACAUUGGAGACUGCAUUUUAUACACAAUACACAGAAAAUUGAAAUAUUUUCUUGAUUAUAUUGAUAGAGAAGGCAAUAAAUAUAAUUAAUAAAUACCAAUAUUAUUAUCGUUGAAGUAUUAUUAAAGUAGUGAAAUUAAGUUCAUUAUUUGAUCUAUCAGUCCUCUACUUCAUUACAUAUAAUAAGUUUUACUUCAAACCUACUUAUUUUUUAUGUAAAUAAUGUGACAAUAUGUUUCUUAAAAUAUUUCAAUUUUGAGAUUUCUUUUCUAAUAUCUUGACUAGGGUUAUGACAAUACUACUUAUUUUGUAUAGGCUAACAAAUGCCGUUUCAAUUCAUCUAGUUUUUCAAUAAAUCUACAAAAUCGUGUUAUCAUUGGUUUCUGUUCUUUAUAAAAGGGUUCUCAAAGUUUGCCCCCGAAUCUCCAAUCUUUUUUGAAUAAAGAUUCAAAAAGACAAUCUUGUUUUUGUGUUUUAUCUCUUGUUUGAGUUCUAUGUUUUUGUUAUGGUUUUAUACCUUGUUUCAUUAAUUUUUAGCCUAAAAUUUUCACACCAUUAUUAUUCACAAGUUAUCAACGAAUACUGCUUGCAACAUCAAAAAAUUAUGUGAUUUUUUAUAAAAUAAAAUUGUGUACAUACAAACUUUAAUUUCACUAUAGUAUUAGAAUUGUAUGUAGAUGGAUAGACUGUGUAUUACAAUAUAUUAACUAGUAUUGUAAUCCUAAUAUUACUGUUAUUAGAUGUAGUCCAAUAAAAUCGAUUAUUUUUAUUAUAAAA
Nilaparvata lugens (brown planthopper) is the source of this 7071-nucleotide messenger RNA. Its product is annotated as activated CDC42 kinase 1. Gene Ontology annotation, biological process: protein phosphorylation. The transcript has 15 exons. The record is from RefSeq and is a predicted model, not a curated record. Lineage: Eukaryota; Metazoa; Arthropoda; Insecta; Hemiptera; Delphacidae. Gene Ontology annotation, molecular function: ATP binding; protein tyrosine kinase activity; protein binding. The coding region runs from base 201 to 4859 and encodes 1552 amino acids.